Messenger RNA from Crotalus tigris (Tiger rattlesnake), 1290 nucleotides. RefSeq lists its product as uncharacterized. Bases 198 to 1217 code for a protein of 339 amino acids. The record is from RefSeq and is a predicted model, not a curated record. The transcript has 2 exons. NCBI's taxonomy places the organism in Eukaryota, Metazoa, Chordata, Lepidosauria, Squamata, Viperidae.
UCCCUCCCUUCCAUUCUCACAAAUCACUCAAGUCGGUGAAUAUAUCCAACACCCACUUUCAUCCUUAACGUGGAACUAGAACUCACCCACUCCUAGUGAUUGGUCCAAAGUCACCCAGCUGGCAUUCAACCCUAAGGGGGGGGGAAACUAGAACUCUCAAGUCUAGCCUUGGGUGGGUUGGCCUUCUCUGGUCCACCAUGUCAUUCUUGAAGAAGGCCCUACCUCAAGGUGGCAUUCCGUGGAGCGAGACGUUGGUCUACAAGACCUCAAGGGAGGGUUGGUCUAGUCUAACCUUCUUGGGUUGGCCUUCUAUGGUCUAUCCCCAUGUCUUGAAGAAGGCCCUACUUCAAGGUGGCAUUCUGUGGAGCGAGACGUUGGUCUACAAGACCUCAAGGGAGGGAUGGUCUAGUCUAACCUUCUUGGGUUGGCCUUCUAUGGUCUAUCCCCAUGUCUUGAAGAAGGCCCUACCUCAAGGUGGCAUUCCGUGGAGCGAGACGUUGGUCUACAAGACCUCAAGGGAGGGAUGGUCUAGUCUAACCUUCUUGGGUUGGCCUUCUAUGGUCUAUCCCCAUGUCUUGAAGAAGGCCCUACUUCAAGGUGGCAUUCUGUGGAGCGAGACGUUGGUCUACAAGACCUCAAGGGAGGGAUGGUCUAGUCUAACCUUCUUGGGUUGGCCUUCUAUGGUCUAUCCCCAUGUCUUGAAGAAGGCCCUACUUCAAGGUGGCAUUCUGUGGAGCGAGACGUUGGUCUACAAGACCUCAAGGGAGGGUUGGCCUUCUAUGGUCUAUCCCCAGGUCUUGAAGAUGGCCCUACCUCAAGGUGGCAUUCUGUGGAGCGAGACGUUGGUCUACAAGACCUCAAGGGAGGGUUGGUCUAGUCUAACCUUCUUGGGUUGGCCUUCUAUGGUCUAUCCCCAGGUCUUGAAGAAGGCCCUACUUCAAGGUGGCAUUCUGUGGAGCGAGACGUUGGUCUACAAGACCUCAAGGGAGGGUUGGCCUUCUAUGGUCUAUCCCCAGGUCUUGAAGAUGGCCCUACCUCAAGGUGGCAUUCUGUGGAGCGAGACGUUGGUCUACAAGACCUCAAGGGAGGGUUGGUCUAGUCUAACCUUCUUGGGUUGGCCUUCUAUGGUCUAUCCCCAGGUCUUGAAGAAGACCCUACCUCAAGGUGGCAUUCCGUGGAGCAAGGAGUUGGUCUACAGGACCUCACGGGAGGGUUAAUGAAGUCUAGCCUUCUUGGGUUGGCCUUGUAUGGUCCACCAUGACUUGAAGGCGGCCCUACCUCAAGGUGGCA